CUCCCCCCCCGCGCGGCCCCUCAGUCCGGCGGCGCCGCCGCCCCGAACGGACGCGGCUCCCGCGCUCCUCCUUUUAUCCCCCUCCAUUCCCCUCGAAUUCCUCCCCCGUUUUGAAGCGAAACGGCGUCCCCCUCGGUCGAGCGGACACCGAGCGGCGAUGGCGGACGACCUGGACUUCGAGACGGGGGACGCGGGCGCCUCGGCCACCUUCCCCAUGCAGUGCUCUGCGCUGCGCAAGAACGGCUUCGUCGUCCUCAAGGGCCGCCCCUGUAAGAUCGUCGAGAUGUCAACCUCCAAGACCGGCAAGCAUGGUCACGCCAAGGUGCACCUGGUGGGCAUCGACAUCUUCACGGGGAAGAAGUACGAGGACAUCUGUCCCUCCACCCACAACAUGGACGUCCCCAACAUCAAGCGGAACGACUUCCAGCUGAUCGGGAUCCAGGACGGGUAUCUGUCGCUGCUGCAAGACAGCGGGGAGGUGCGAGAGGACCUGCGCCUGCCCGAGGGCGAGCUGGGCAAGGAGAUCGAGCAGAAGUACGACUGCGGGGAGGAGAUCCUGAUCACCGUGCUGUCGGCAAUGACCGAGGAAGCUGCUGUCGCGAUCAAGGCUAUGGCGAAAUAGGGGAGAGGAGGCCGCCGGACGCCGCUCUGGGUCCCCCCUCAGUGCGGGGGGGGAGGGGUGAGGCGGGGGGAGGG
Cuculus canorus (common cuckoo) is the source of this 696-nucleotide messenger RNA. It is a transcript of the gene EIF5A, whose product is annotated as eukaryotic translation initiation factor 5A. The record is from RefSeq and is a predicted model, not a curated record. The transcript has 6 exons. Bases 158 to 622 code for a protein of 154 amino acids. Gene Ontology annotation, biological process: positive regulation of translational termination; positive regulation of translational elongation. Lineage: Eukaryota; Metazoa; Chordata; Aves; Cuculiformes; Cuculidae. Gene Ontology annotation, molecular function: translation elongation factor activity; ribosome binding; RNA binding.